AUGACGGUCGGAUCCGGCAAGCACGCGGUUGAGGUUGAACCACACUUCAACAACGUGGCCAAACAUAUCAUCACGGCGAAGGACCUCAUCAACAGCGCUGCCAGAGCUGACCCCCAUGCCUCAGUAGCUUGCGCCGGUGUGAUUGUGAUUUUAACCUUUCUCAUCCGACAGAUCGAGCAGCGAGAGCAGCUUUUCAAAGGCCUUGACCUAGUUUCUUCGAUCAUCUGCAGAUAUCUCGUGAUGGAAACCGUCUUUCGACCGAGAAUACAGGUGGACUCUGUUUCCAAGGCCACCGCUAGGGAUCUGGAGCGUGACUUCGAAAAUAAUUUGGUCAAUCUAUGCGCCAAGAUUCUUGAGUUCCAAGCUCGAGCUUUGUCCUACGUUCAGAGGAGCAGGCCUAGCCAAUUCUUUCGGGACACCUUCAGAGGAGACACCUGGAAGACACUCAUGGCUGAUAUCAAGGAUCUCGAUGGCAAGUGUCGGGCUUUUGCCGACUUGGUCACCGACGAAAAGCUUCACUCAUUUCUCGACAACCAGCUACAGCCUUCAACCCACAGUGAACCUAAGGCCCAUGCCGAAAUCGUCGAAUCGGAACAGUUGCAAAGGCAGAGAGCUGAGUGUCUGCGACUGCUAGACAUCUGUCCCUACCGUGAUCGAAAGGAUAUCAACCCGGAAAGAGGAGUGGGAACAUGCGAAUGGUUUAUUGACCAUGAUCUCUUUCGUGCGUGGAUGAACUCAACUCGACCUAGCAUUCUCUGGGUAUCCGCAGAUCCUGGUUGCGGAAAGUCUGUGCUGGCAAAAUUCCUAGUGGAUGAAGUUCUUCCGAACAAGAUCAGAGACAGCGUUCUUUGCUAUUUCUUCUUCAAAGAGGAUUUUGCCGACCAAAGGACAGUGCCAGUCGCCCUCUGUUCUAUCCUCAGGCAGCUGUUUCUAAAUCGACCUUCCCUCUUGACCCCAAAACGUAUGACACAGUUCAUCAAUGAGGGAAAGCGAUUAACGGAAUCCACGUCAAGCUUGUUUGAGAUGCUUUUUGCCCUUGCAGGGGAGAAUGACGUCCAUAUUUGUUGCUUGAUUGACGCUUUGGACGAGUGCGAGGAGAGCGACCGACGAAAACUCAUUUCGGCGCUCGACAAGUUUUACAUGAACCCAGACGACCGUCAGCGUUUGAAAGUCAUUUUCACCUCGAGACCAGACAUGAUGAUUCAAAGACAGUUUAGACGGCUCGAGAAAAGCUGGCCGAAGAUCCACCUCCGCGGGGAGGAUGACGAGCAACUGGCAAAGAUAUCACAAGAGAUCGACGUCUUCGCCCGGAGUCGAAUACAAUGCAUUACCGAAUCUAUUCCUUUAGAACCAUUAGAGACACAAUUUCUCCAGCAAGAGAUUUCCAAAACCAAGAACAGGACAUACCUGUGGGUAAAGAUGGUGUUAGAUGUUAUUGAGAACGUCCUCGCAUUCACGACCGAUAAGGCAGCUGAGGUCUUAGCCGGUCUGCCCAAAGGGUUGGACAUGCUCUACGAGAAGAUCCUCAACCGCUGUCAGGACAUCGAGAAGGCUCGCAAUGUGCUUCAAAUAGUCAUUGCUGCUGUGAGACCUCUGACACUGGAGGAGAUGGCUGUUGCCCUAGCCAUGUCGACGAACGAGCACCUCAGUUCACGCAUCAAGCUCGAGCCUCCGGGCCGAUUUAGAGAGACGCUGCGAGCCAUUUGUGGGCUUUUUGUAACGAUCAUCGACGACAAAAUAUACUUCAUCCAUCAGACGGCCAAAGAGUUCCUGGCACGCGACUUGGCAGACUCGAAUGUUCCCCGACUAAUCAGAACGCCUAAUGAGUCUCAUGCAUGCGUUAUUUGGGUUCACGCAUGGGAAGCUUGGCAAUGCAAGGCCUCCCGCUCAGCAAAGUGGAGCCUGAUCCUCACCAUGUCUUCUUCGAAUAUUCUGCCCUCUUUUGGCCGACACAUGUUUUGA
Messenger RNA from Colletotrichum chrysophilum, 1962 nucleotides. RefSeq lists its product as uncharacterized. The record is from RefSeq and is a predicted model, not a curated record. The transcript is spliced from 3 exons. The coding region runs from base 1 to 1962 and encodes 653 amino acids. NCBI's taxonomy places the organism in Eukaryota, Fungi, Ascomycota, Sordariomycetes, Glomerellales, Glomerellaceae.